Molecule: messenger RNA, 1821 nt
Organism: Suillus paluster
Lineage: Eukaryota; Fungi; Basidiomycota; Agaricomycetes; Boletales; Suillaceae
Exons: 5
Coding region: 371-1639 (422 amino acids)
Biological process (GO): regulation of transcription by RNA polymerase II
Cellular component (GO): nucleus
Molecular function (GO): DNA-binding transcription activator activity, RNA polymerase II-specific; RNA polymerase II cis-regulatory region sequence-specific DNA binding; zinc ion binding
Source: RefSeq, a predicted model, not a curated record
CUUAGGCCUUUUUCUUGCUCCAAUCUGCUUCAAACAGUGAUGAGCGGUUAACGUUACCACGUAUGCUACAUACAGUCGUUCUUAAUGCUCUCACGUCCUUUUGUGGUUGGUUCGUGUUCUGAUGUUUCCAAGUUGAUGGGAAGAUUAGCGCUGCGCCGAUUUCCUUCCCGUCUCGUUUGUUUUCCCUGACUGACCUUAUCAGAUUCUGCUUCCGCUCCAUGUCGCUGUACUUGUACCGGUAUCUAUUGCGAUUUGCGUCAAUGGCUAAGUUCUCGCUUUCCCGGAUGCCAAGCAAAUGCGGUGAUCUGAGCAACUACAAAUAUCUCACAUCUCAUCAUCUUCAUGGAGCAAGAAUCCCCCAACUUCUAACAUGACCACAGAACUCAAGGCUAUUCGCAAAAAGCGGACUACCUCAGAAGCCGCCACCCCAGCUUCUGAGGGAGACCACCGCAAGCGUAGACGCAAUCGUACGACUCAGUCCUGCCUUAACUGUCACACAUCUAAGAGAAUGUGCGACCGGAAGCGUCCUUGUGGCCGUUGCACACAACUAGGUCUGACUGGCCUUUGUGUCUACGAAGUGGAUGAUCCUUCCCAACGAACCGAUGUUCAAGACGAGAGUUCGCGCCUUCGGCAACGAGUUGCCGAGCUCGAAGGAGUGAUACGCGAGUUAAAGAACAAGCCUCACCCUCGUUGGGUCCAGGCCGGUUCUACCCCAGAAGUAGAAUUUGAGAAGUGGCAUGCCCGCUCUCAGUCUCGUUCGGUUGCUGAGCAGACCGAACAUCAAAACGAGAUAAAAAGCACCUCUUCAUCCAACGUGUCUCCACCUCGCUCAGCUGGUUCAGAUUCAGGCCCUAGGGACGAGUCACGUCCCUCCCCCACACAUGCGCAUCCUACCUUGACAUUUUCUCAACCACCUCCCGACUUGACACACUCAUCACCAUCAUACUCUCCUUACUUCAGUGCCGUAUCAUCUCCCUUAAGCACACCAUCUCCUUCUCUAAUGACGCCGACUGAUGAGUACGCGCGAACUCAGGUUCUCAUUGCGGGUGAGCAACCGCUCACCGGAGAAUUCGACUUUACUUCUAUCUUCAUGUCCUAUCCUGGUUUGAUAGGGUGUGAAGAUAGCCUGGGACACAACGCUCUUGGAGGCGAUGCUAUUAACGAUCAUCUUGACGACACCUGCAUGUCUAAACACCGUUACGAUGCUCCCGCAGACGGUCAUUGUGGCUGUUUGACUGAAGGAUCGAGCUACAAUGUAGUGCUCGAGCUUUCUCUGCGCUUGCGUAAAGCUGCGGACAUUCUGAACCGAUCAGCGUAUCACCAUCUUGGAUCUGGUAAUUGUGCCCUUAAUCAACGUGUUAUGGAACUUGACACUCUUGCUACGACGACACUAGGCAAUAUUGCUACAUCGCCUAACGAUAUGAAUCAAAUAUCCCCUCAACAACGUCCGCUCUCCCAUAAAUGCAUUCCACCAUCGUCUACUUUUAGUACAGCAUCGGGCCGCACUAUACCUACCUCGACAGUCUCUCCACAGACUCUGCAAGGAAUUCGCUCCUGGGACAUUAUGUCAUCUGUGUCGGAUUCAUCCUCUGCUUGUGAAGACUCUUUCAUGUCAUGGGAGCCUUCACGACGUGGCUGACUUGGAGGAAUGAUUUUUCUUGUUGUAGGCUUUAGACUGCAGUUACAUUAUUUGAUCUGUUCAUUUUCUUGGUUGUGUUCCUCUGCGUGUAAAAUUGUGACCGCUUCCUACGUACUGUGUGGAUUGGUAGUAAUGGGCAUUGUACAAAAUACUGACGAGCAAUACGAUCUCUGGAAUUCCUC